Molecule: messenger RNA, 4475 nt
Organism: Betta splendens (Siamese fighting fish)
Lineage: Eukaryota; Metazoa; Chordata; Actinopteri; Anabantiformes; Osphronemidae
Exons: 11
Coding region: 466-2640 (724 amino acids)
Biological process (GO): protein linear deubiquitination
Cellular component (GO): cytoplasm
Molecular function (GO): cysteine-type deubiquitinase activity
Source: RefSeq, a predicted model, not a curated record
GCACAUGACGUCAUGCGCAUUGCUCGCCCCGUGCCCCGCUGCUCCGGCUAUGCUAGGAGUGCGUACCUACAGAUGUUUUAGCCGAAUACACAGUGAAUACCUGUUAUUUAAGAAAUGCGCUAUAACACGCGGCAAACGUGCCGUUUUAAGGAGAUGUAACAACUGUCCCCGCAGUUUGUCCGGACGCGGUGAUCACCGUUUCGCGCCUCAUGUUUGCGCUUGAAGAUGACUGCAGUUAGCAGACGUGCUAACUUGUUUUCCAGCUAACCAAAAGUGAAACAGGAACAGGAGCUGCAUGAAAUCCAGCGGAGUUGAUUCUCAAUAAAACCCCAACAAGACAAAGUCAUCAUGGACGCCUAAAGUUAGGCUUCAGCGACUCAUCAGGUCGCUUGGGGUUCUUUCUACUCUGAGGUCACUGUUCAUUCUGCAGCAUCUCUGACCUCCCAAACACGAGGGCGUGAGCUGAUGGGGCUUGUUUGCUGUCGCGGUGAGAGUCCAUGUGGUAGUGCGGAGGAAAGAAGCGGCCUUCUGACAGAUGAGUCAAAGGCCAACAUGCCCACUAGUGAAACAGUGGUAGUGGGCACUUGUGGUCUUGGAACAGAGGAUGACAUGAGGAAGCCCGUUGAUGAGGCCAGUAUAAAGGCAAAUGACAAAGAUGAAGUUGUGCAAAUGACUCAGAAUCUUGAGAAUGGAAAACUGGAGUCUAGUAACACUCAGGAGAACGGACCCGUACAGAAGGAGAGCAUUCAAACAUCUUCUCCUCACAAAGGGUCUGAAAUCAAAGAAAACCUCUCCACAGCACAAGAUGAAAAUAUGAAGAAACCCCCAGGUGACAGUGAACAGGAUAAACAUCUGCAAUGCACUUUAGUCCCCCAGCAAAAACUCCAAGCUGCAGCUGAUUUGGACAAUUUCACAACAACAACGACAACCACGGACGUGUCCGUAGAAGAAAAUCCAGCCUUGGUCCAGGACAGAGUCCCGGAUGGUGAUUUGCUAAGAGCUGAAGCAGUCUGCUCUGCAAAGCCUUCCCACACUGAGCCAAACGCAACAAGAGAGCACAGUACAGAGAGCACUCCUUGUGAUAAUGAUGAUGAAGCAGGCUCCAGAGUUACCAAUGACAAUGCUGUAGACGAGCCAUCAGGGGAAUAUUUUCAAAAGCCAAACACUUGGCUCGCCCCAGCAGCAUGUCAGGUGUCGUCCAGCUCUGUGGUCAGUCAGGACAUCAGCAAAGAGGCACAGAACCCUGCUGUGACAGAGGGUUCAAGCAAUGAGAGUUCUGCAUUGUCUGAGCAGGCCAGUGCUGAGGACUUAAAAAGGUCCGAUGUUCCCAAGUGUUCUGGACCAGAGCCUGCCGGUGUCACCCACAGCGGUGAGAGACAGGAUUCUGUUAGCUCCGUCAGGGACCCACAGGCCACAGGUCUGGCAGACGCCAGUGAAAGCUUGAAGCCCACUCAGUAUGCAAAGCCAGAUCCUGAGAGCUUGAAGGAGGCCACUUCCUUAAAGAGCAUCAAACAGGAUGCUGGAGAGGAAACGAUGCCGAGAGUGCACGACGAAGAUGGAGACGCUUCCAAAACAAAUGAGAGCGAUUUGGUUAAGAAAAAGGAGCCAGGCGACACGCCCUCAGAGGAUGAGGUUCAGGACGCAGAGGUGGCUGAAAAAGAAGACACGGCCAAAGAUGACUUGAGAAGCAGUGAGGAGGACCUGUAUCGAGGCGCAGAGGAACUGGCAGUGUCACAAAAUAAUAAAUCACAACCAUCGCCUGUGUUGGAAAUGAAAUAUUUAAAGGUGGAGGACAGGUGCAGUCUGGCCCCAGCGAUGGACAUUCUGUCCUACAGUGAGAGAGAGUGGAAAGGGAACACUGCCAAAAGUGCUCUCAUUAGAAAGGGUUAUAAAGAGAUGUCGCAGAGGUUCGGCAGCUUGAGGAGAGUGAGAGGGGACAACUACUGUGCACUCAGAGCCACGCUGUUCCAGCUGCUGUCCCACAGCACCCAGAUGCCCACAUGGCUGCAGGACGAGGACUUUGUCAUGCUGCCGAAGCAACUUGAGGCUGAGGAUGGGCUGAUAAGUCAGUGGACGUUUCCUGGAGACUGUCUCCUGGGAGAUGGGACAGGAGAUGCCACCCAGCAACUAAAGGGCUACAUGAAGCUGCUCCAGAAUACGUGGCAGGAAGCAGUGGACUGUCCCUCGGCCGUGGAGCGGCAGCAGCUGUGUGAGCGCGUGUUCCAGGGCGGAGAAGAGGAGCUCGGGCUGCUGGAGGCGCUGAAGCUGCUGAUGCUGGGCAGAGCGGUGGAGCUGCACGGCUGCAUGCAGAGCAGCGGAGACGUCCCGGUCUUCUGCUGGCUGCUGUUCGCCCGGGACUCGUCCACCUGCCCACGCUCAUUCCUCUGCAACCACCUCAGCCACGUGGGCCUCAGCGCGGGGCUGGAGCAGGUGGAGAUGUUCCUGCUGGGCUACGCCCUGCAGUGCACCAUUCAAGUUUACAGACUGUACAAGGCCGACACGGAGGAGUUUGUCACCUACUACCCCGAUGACCACAGGGACGAGUGGCCGUCGGUGAGCCUCGUCACGGAGGACGAUCGCCACUACAACGUGCCCGUUGUGGAAGCUGCAGAUCCACACGAGGAGCUUAGCGUGAGCUGAGACGCCUCCCGCCAUACGAACAAAACACUGCUCAGGUCGAACAAGAAGAAUAGGUUCACACAAAUUAAAGGGAUGGCUCGACAUUUGGGGAAGCGGGCAACAUGUAGCCACAGACAAUGAGCUGUUUAUCACAAAGACUGGAGGGCCAGGAAGCAACCAAAGGAGACAAGAAAUACUUGUUGAUCCACGUUUAUCUUGCGUAAUUCUACUGAGUUGGACAAAUUACAGGUUGUAGCUUUCUCAUGUUUCACAGUGGGAGACUCCCUUAUCGUCACUGUGACGCUAAACAGACAUGAUGCUACACGUCAAUGGGUGAGCACGCUGGGUCUCAUUGCUUUCCGGCCGACUCAUCUCAGCUGUUGCCCCCGCUCUCCAGUGUCGGUGAUAAGCCGCUCGUCCGUAUUCACAGCAACACCGGCACCGCGGUUCCCCGAAUGUUCGACGGCGCCUUUUGAACACAUGCUGAUUCGAGACCCUGUACAAGAAGUGACUGACACACUUUUGUACACACUGUACUGUACAGAGAGUUUUCUAUUUGGGUACGUGAACAUACGGUGGUGCUUGAAAGUUUUUAAACCUUUUCUCAGCUUCUGCAUGAAUAUGACCUAAAACACAAGCAGACGAAGUUGAAGGGAACAAAUACUUAUACAAAAUGAACUCAAACCUGUAUGAUUAUCAAUUAAUUUAAAUGGGAAAUUGGAGUCGGGUGUUUCAGCCUAAGGAAUGACAAUCAGGUGUCAGUAUGAGAGACCUCAGCAUUAGCUCAGUUAGGAUCAGUAUUAGUAGAGCCUCAUUUCAGCCACGUAAAAGUCACUGAACAACAACAACAGUGGGAGUGUCAAAGUCGCAAAGUGAAAGCAACAGCCAAAACGCAUUGCAGCUUGCUUCCAGUUUGCUAAAAGCCAUGUGGACGAACCCAAAGUCUACUGGAACCAUGUUCUGUGGGCCGAUGAGACCAAAAUAGAACUUUGCGGUUAGAAGGAGAAGUGUUGUGUUUGGUCUGAGUCCCAGCUGGAGAAGCUCAUCAUAAUCAGCCUGGACUACGAUGAUUCACCACCAUUACUGUCCAUCUUUAAAGUCAUGCUCAAGAACCUAAAAGCCCUUGAUGUUGAUUUAGGUCAUAUUCACACUAGAAUGGGGUUCACACAUUUUCAAGUGCUGCUGUAUGUCACUGCUGUGCCUCUAAUAUUGCAAGAUCAUCUCAGUUAGGUGUAAAUUACAUGGCAGGGUGUUUUGAGUUUCAGGUACGAUGGUUUGGGUGGGGGGGGGGUCUAACCUCUUCGUUUCUUCUAGUAAAUUGUUUCUAAUCAAAUGAAACUAGCGCCAAACUAAGUUUGUGUUUACACUGGAAUUCGGGCACGUUGUAACUAAUUUAUUCUUUUUGAUGUGAAACGUGGUUUAAAUGAAGUCGACUGUCAUAUGUGAAACUGCUGAUUUAGUCAAUGAGGUGUUUUCCAAGCGCAGCGGCAGCUCGUGCCGCGUGGGCCCGGAUGCCUUCGCAGGACCAGAGGGGAUCUGUGUGCGUCUGUGUGCGUCCGCGUGUGUCAGAUUAUUGUGUAACACGUUGCCUUUAACCAAGCUGUUCAGAAUGAAGGGGGGGGGGGUGCCAAUGUCGCUGCCUACACCGGCAGCAGUGCCAAUCACCAGCCGCUGGAUUCAGUUCGCAAAGGCUCGCUUGGCUUCCACGUUGCCUUAGAAAUAAUGCACAAUGAGAAUGAGUGUUAACGGGGUCGCUGACUCCAGAACAGAAGGAAACGCAAAGGGGAAAAUGAUGCCUCUUGUUCUUGCACUGUCAGAUUUUUGGAUGGCAUUUAAAUAAAGUUAAAGUACAGGUU